Paramuricea clavata is the source of this 1572-nucleotide messenger RNA. The record is from the annotation of a GenBank genome assembly. Lineage: Eukaryota; Metazoa; Cnidaria; Anthozoa; Malacalcyonacea; Plexauridae.
AUGUUGGAAGAAAUAAUCGCUUGUUUCUUGUCAUUGUUUUCUGCCUUAACUUUGGAUCCGCCACGACUUUCUCGGAGAGAAAUGAACGACAAUACAAGUGCAUCAGAACAACGUACACGCUACACAUGGGAGGAUAAAAUUCACAAAGAAUACGUCUCGUUUGAAGAAGAUAAUCUACCAUCAGAAACAGAGUAUGUACAACUAGGGCAUGAACUGCGAAACAGGCCUAGUUAUAUCCAGUCAUUACUCAGAAGUUUGAGGGCGAACUUUACCAUAACCUUAGCCGUACUGCCUUUGGCACUUAUAGGGAUGGCUCUUAUAUAUUUUGAUUUAAGAACAGUUGAUUUAUGUUCUGAAUGGGAGGCUAAAAACUACACUUUUUCAUUUGACAUUCAGAGAAUAAAGUUAAUCGGCGAAGGAUUUCAGACAGCCAUAUUGUAUCUCGCGGGUCCCUUGUUUUUGCUUGUCUUAUUUGGUUGGAGAGAAUUUAAGCGUUAUUAUUCCUCAACGAUACUAGUAGGCCAACUGGCUGGUUUAUUUAAUACACUAUUUUUAAGUUUUUUACUCCUAUAUGGUAUUGAAGAUACCAGUCCAAUCAAAGCUUACAACGUUCCUGGAAAUUUAAUAUUUGCUGUCGCUACUCUCUGGGAAUCUGCAAUUGUGAUGCGCAAUAUUCGACAAAAUCAUCCAACUAUAUCCUACUCACGUCGCCAUAUUUUCUCUGUUCUUGCAGUACCGGUAUUGAGCACCUUGGCAAUGGCAGUGUUUUACAAAUACGCGGUUGUCAAGUGGUUUAAUUCCCUCCGCCAUAAUGUGUUGUAUAAAUUCAUAUUGGCCAUCUUGACACCGACCUUAGCAUUGGUGCCGACUACCAUAUGUAGGCAUAUGGCAUUAUGGCGUACUUCAGAGAUUAUCGAGCCAGAACGAAGCUUUGCGUUGGUUUAUUUCGUACGGGCAAUGUUCAUUACUUUGUAUCGUAUCAUGCAAUCAGACUUUAAGAAUAUUUGGCUGUUUGUUGGGCUAUCUUUUCUAUCUGGUGUCUCGAGUUUACUUAAAACAGCGACUGUCGGUAUUCGUGAGAAAGUAUGGGCGCGAGUCAUCAGGUUUCUGAACAGAACUUGCUGUACAAGACUUCACCAUUUGCCAGGAAACACACCGCAUCAUAGGCGGCUUAAAGCAGACACCGAGAUACAAAAUAUACUUUUUGAGAACAAUUCACUGAUUCUAAGCCAAUCCUACAUCGUUUUAUAUACGAUUACAAACUUUCACCUCUCUGAUUGGUCUGUCGUGAAGUCAUCUUUAACGAGAAUUGCUAUUGGAUUAGUGAUUGAAUUCGUGUUCAAUGUUUUGUCUACUUUUAUUCACAUACAAUGGUAUAAUAUUCCCAUAGCGCGAGUGUGGUCCAAGUAUUGGAAACGACAUGUGUUUGCUAACGCAAUCAUUGUUGCAGUUUUAGUAUACUAUUUUACUCAACCCUUGCUCGCAGUAUUUCAAGAUCGUUUUCAUGAUUCUGGUACAGGGAAUUAUACUAUUAGAACUAAUUGUACUCUGCCUUAUGAAUACUGGCGUUGA